AUGAGCACCGCCCCCUACCUGCUCCAGCCCCUGGCGGAUGGCUUCUCGACAGAGCCGCCCGCGGUCCGCCUGGCGCUGCUGACCGCGGCCGCCAAAAUCUUCUUCAAGCGGCCGCCGGAGGGGCAGAAGCUGCUGGGCGCCUGCCUGGCGGCAGGGCUGGGUGACACGGACCAGGACGUGCACGACAGGGCGCUGCUGUACUACAGGCUGCUGCGGCAUGACGUGAGCGCGGCCGAGAAGGUGAUCUCCUCGCCAGAGGAGGCCAUGUACCACUUCACAGAGGACCAGUCCCCAGAGGCCCAGGAGCAGAUCUUUGAGGAGUUCAACAGCCUCAGCGUGAUCUACCAGCAGCCAGCCUCUUCCUUCGUUGAGGCCUCACAGUACCACCAACCGCCCGAGGACGACCCCGCCGCCGACGCCCCAGCGGCCGGCGGCGGCGCGGCCGGCGGCGGCGGCGGCGGCGGGGGCGGCGGCGGGGACCAGGAGACGAGCCUGCUGGCGGCGGCGCAGGGGGAUCUGCUUUCGCUGGACGACGACGCGCCGGCAGCAGGCGGCGCGGCGGCGGCGGUGGGCGCGGCGGCGCAGCAGCGGAGCGUUGGGGGGAGCCUGCUGGAUUUAGAGGCGGAGUACAGCGCCCCGGCCCCGGCCCAGCCGCAGCAGCAGCAGCAGCAGCUGGCCGCGUUUGGCGGCGGCCUCGACAGCCUGCUUGGCGGGGACCUUGGGACCGGUGGCGCUGCGGCCGCGGCGCAGCCGCCGCAGGGGCUGUCGCUGGCGGCGGCGGCCAAGGUGAUGCCCGGGGUGUUCCAGGAGAAGUGGAAGCGGCUGGGGGCGGCGCACCAGUACGUGGAUACCCUAAACAUGGCCACGGUGGCCGCGCUGGCGUCCAACAACCACAGGGACUUCUGCGCGCACGUGGCGCAGGCCAACAUACACACGAUGGCGUGCGGGGGCCAGCCGCCCGCGUACAAGUACUACUUUUAUGGGCAGGAGGCUGGCACUGGGGCGCUGUUCCUGGUUGAGAUGGUCGUGGCCACCGAGGCACGCCAGGCGAGCUUCACGGUCAAGGCGGAAGCGCCGCAGCAGCUGCCCGCGUUUCUGGAGGUGUGGCGGGUCGUCAUGGCUGCGUUCUACCGGUGA
Molecule: messenger RNA, 1137 nt
Organism: Monoraphidium neglectum
Lineage: Eukaryota; Viridiplantae; Chlorophyta; Chlorophyceae; Sphaeropleales; Selenastraceae
Exons: 6
Coding region: 1-1137 (378 amino acids)
Biological process (GO): intracellular protein transport; vesicle-mediated transport
Cellular component (GO): clathrin adaptor complex
Source: RefSeq, a predicted model, not a curated record